CAUGGCGGCCUCCUUGCGUCUGGGUCGUCAAGGGAUUUUAUUUGGCUUUCGACUAUCUAGUACUUUUGACAGAUGUGUAUUGGCCACGCACCCAUGUCAGGAGAACGUCAGGCACUUCUUUCGGUCGCCAUGGAUCCUCGGUGUCAGCCCAGUCAAAGUGGAAAUGCCUGCACUCUCACCCACCAUGGAGGAGGGAAGCAUAGUUAAAUGGCUGAAGAAGGAAGGGGAGGCGGUGGCAGCCGGCGAUGCCCUUUGUGAGAUUGAGACCGACAAGGCUGUCGUUACCAUGGAAUCUAACGAGGAUGGAAUCAUGGCAAAGAUAUUGAUGGAGGAGGGAAGUCGCAAUGUGCCCCUGGGCACUCUAAUUGCCCUCAUGGUGGAUGAAGGGCAGGACUGGAAGCAAGUUGAGAUGCCUCGUUUAGAGGCUGCUCCCCCUGUGGCUCCCUCUCCAGUCCCUCCACCAAAACCAGCCACAUCAGGACCGUUACGUCUGAGUCCUGCAGCAAGACAUAUCCUGGACUCCCAUGGCAUAGACCCAAAACUGGCCACACCCACUGGACCAAGAGGACUUAUCACCAAAGAAGAUGCAUUGAAUCUGUUGAAGACCUCUCCUGCCCCCAAAGCAACCCCAGCCAUGGCUGCCCCGACUUCUGCCCCGACUUCUGCCCCGACUUCUGCCCCGCCCCCAGCAGCUACCCCUCUGCCCCCAGGCAGCAGGCCCAACAUACCUCCGCUCUCUGUACCAGGGAAACCAGGAGCACCGGGCACUUUCACAGAAGUCCCAGCCUCAAAUGUUCGUCGUGUGAUUGCUCAAAGGCUGACGCAAUCCAAGACCACCAUCCCCCAUGCGUAUGCCUCGGUUGACUGCGACAUGGCUGCCGUCAUGCACCUCCGCAAAGACUUGGCCAAAGAACAGAUCAAAGUAUCAGUUAACGAUUUCAUUAUCAAAGCAGCUGCCGUUACACUUAAAGAGAUGCCAGAAGUGAACGUGACCUGGUCUGGCGACGGGCCCCGUGCACUUGAUUCAGUCCACAUUUCAAUCGCAGUGGCGACUGACAGAGGCCUCAUUACCCCCAUCAUCAAGGAUGCUGCAGACAAAGGAGUCCAGGAGAUCUCAGCUAAUGUUAAGGCACUGGCCCAGAAGGCUCGAGAUGGGAAACUACUGCCAGAGGAGUACCAGGGAGGCUCAUUCAGUAUAUCUAACCUGGGGAUGUUCGGUAUCAGCGGCUUCAGCGCCGUGAUCAACCCUCCUCAGGCUUGCAUCCUGGCCAUCGGGACCUCCAGGUCCGAGCUGCGACUGUGCGAGGACGAUCAGACCCUGAGCACCCAGCAGCUGAUGACGGUGACGCUCUCCAGUGAUGGACGACUGGUUGAUGACGAAUUAGCCUCGAGAUUUCUCGAUAAAUUCCGCGGCAACCUAGAAAAACCGCAACGCAUGGCCCUCGCCUAAAAGACAAAGUGAGAUCGCCGUAUGAAAGAGGCUUGAAGGAAGAAAGCAACAAUGCAAGAAACUCCUGCAUUAGCCUGUCUCGUGCUUUCACAAGCCGAGAGCUCUUAAAACGUUGUUUCCUGCGCGUGCGUUCCAUUAAGGCUUACAAAAGUAGGCUGGUGCAUUGUAUAAAAUAGAUUUUGUGGCCUGCUUCUGAUGGAUAACCACCAGGCUUUGUGAUGGAGCCGUGAAACUGGGCUUCUGCUAGAGAGGAAGAGGAAGGAGCAGUGGUGCCAAAUAUAAACCGAAGUUGGAGAGCGGGGUGCAUCCCACAUAAUGUAAUAGCGGUCGUUCUAUCACACCAGUGUUGUGUAUAUAUGAAGGUAUUCUUCCACUUUAAGUUCUUUCUUUCAGCCCCAGGGCAGCUAGUCUGUGUCACUAGUAAUAGUGGUCCUGUAAGCGAUGGUAUUUAUCACUGAUGGCAGUGCAGUUUCUAAUAAGGCUGAACUACGUCAACCAUUUACUAUCGUUACAGAAUUCAAGAGCUUAAUUAGCCGUUCAUGUUCAUACAUUUUAACAUAUUUAAACGGAUACCUUUGACAUCCCUGAAAACAAAUUUCCUAAAUUCAUGUGCAUACAAAAUAAAUAAAAUCAUUAUGGUUGUUGGUUUCCUUAAAUAAAACAAUUUGUUCAACCGUGAAA
Molecule: messenger RNA, 2131 nt
Organism: Pseudoliparis swirei
Lineage: Eukaryota; Metazoa; Chordata; Actinopteri; Perciformes; Liparidae
Gene: pdhx
Product: pyruvate dehydrogenase complex component X
Exons: 11
Coding region: 2-1450 (482 amino acids)
Biological process (GO): pyruvate decarboxylation to acetyl-CoA
Cellular component (GO): mitochondrion; pyruvate dehydrogenase complex
Molecular function (GO): acyltransferase activity
Source: RefSeq, a predicted model, not a curated record